UCGCGCUGCCGAGGAAGUCUCGAAGCGCUCCUCCCAAGAACCCUAAAAACAGAGUGAUGAUCUAUCACAGUCGAUUGAGAUGAAAUUCUAUGCUCGCAACUCGAUCGGGCAUUUCCGAGGCGGCGAUCUAUGCGCAGCUCAUCCGCAGCUGUGGAUCCGAGAGGAAUCUCGACCGUGCGAGGCAGAUCCAUGCCCGGAUCAUCGCCGCCGAUUACCCGCUGGAUCGCUACCUGAACAAUCUGCUCGUGGAGAUGUAUGGCAAAUGCGGUGGCGUGGAGGACGCGCGCCGCGUCUUCGACGCCAUUCGCGAUCCCAACCAGUUCUCCUGGAAUCUCAUGCUCUCCGCGUGGAUCCAUGCCCGCAGCGGUGGCGGCCUCCACCGCGCGCGAUCGUUCUUCGAUGAAAUGCCGCAGCGUGACACCGUAUCGUGGAACGAGAUGAUCACGGCAUAUUCCCAAGCCGGGCACCUACACGAAGUCAGGGCUCUCUUUCGCGAUAUGCCCAAUCCUGACCUAAUCUCGUGGAAUACGCUCCUUUCAGCAAAUGCCCAAAAGGGGUUUCUGGAAGACUCUAAGCAACUCUUUAGAGAUAUGCCUUGCCAUGACAUGGUAUCAUGGAACUGUCUAAUCUCCUGCUUUGCACAAGAUGGAGAUUUGGACAAAGCACGAGCUUUGUUUCACAAGAUGCCCCAAUGGGACAUAAUUACGUGGAAUACACUUAUUUCGAUUUAUGCCCAAGCCGGGCAUCACAGGGAGUGCAAAGACUUGUUUGAGACGAUGCCACGUCGGAACGUGGUGACGUGGACGGCCGUCCUUGCCGUACAUGUCCAAAACGGCCAGGUGGUCGAGGCCCGACGGACGUACGACCGGAUGCCCGAGUGGGACGUUGUGUCGUGCUCGGCUAUGGUGACGGCAUAUGCCCAAGCCGGGCAUUUGGAAGAGGCCAGCGAGAUCUUUAGAGGAAUGAAGCAGCGCAACACGGUGGCGUGGACGUCGCUCCUGGCGGCAUAUGCGCAGGCCGGGAACUUCCAGCGCGCGAAAACAUUGUUUGCGGAGAUGCCGGAGAAGACGGUCUCGGCCUGGAACUCGAUGAUCACGGGCUAUGGCCUCCACGGGCACUUGAGCGAGGCGCGCCGGUUCUUCCUCGAGGCCCCCGCGAGGGACACGGUCACCUGGAACGCGAUGAUCCAGGCGUGCAUUGAUAAUCUUCGCUUCCAGGAUGCCAAGGGCCUGUUCGAUCAGAUGCCCCACCACGACGUCCUCUCCUGGAACUCGAUGAUGGUGGGAUUCUCGCAGCUCGGGGAGCUCCGCGAGGCGGAGCGUCUCUUCCGAUCCAUCCCGGAGAGGAAUGUGGUUUCUUGGAACACGAUGAUCGCCACUUACGCGCAGCAUGGAUUCGUCCUCGAGGCCGCGGAGCUCUUCGAUCGUAUCCCCCGCCGCGACAUCGUCACCUGGAACGCGAUCAUCUCCGGGUUCGGUCAAAACGGGCUUGCCGAGGAGGCCAAGGCGGCGUUCGAGCAAAUGCCCGAGAGGAACAUGGUUUCCUGGACGGCCGCGAUCGCGGCGUUGUCCCAGAACGGACGGCUGGAUGAGGCCCGGGACCUGUUUGAAAGAAUGCCGCGCCGCGACGUGGUGGCGUGGAGCGCUAUAAUCGCCGCGAACGCCCAGAACGGCCGUGGGUGGCAGGCGAUACGCCUCUUCCGCCUCAUGGACCUCGACGGCGUUCGCCCGGACAUCAGUACAUACGCCAGCGUUCUCGACGCGUGCGCGGGCGUUGGAUCGCUGGGCCUGGGCCGCCUCGCGCACGCCGACGCCGUCCACGCGGGCGUCCACGUCGACGUCGUCGUGGCGGGAGCGCUGGUCAACAUGUACGGCAAGUGCGGCCAGCUCGGCCCCGCGCGGCGGCUCUUCGACUCCCAGCAGGUAAGGAACGCGGUGACGUGGACCGCCAUGGUGGCGGCAUAUGCCCAGAACGGCCAUGGCGCCCAGGCGCUUGAGCUCUUCCACGUCAUGAACGCCGAGGGCGUGGGCGCGUGCUCGGUUGUCUUCGUCAGCAUCCUCUCCGCGUGUAGCCACUUGGGACUGGUCCGCCAGGCACGGGACUACGUCCACUCCAUCACCCGCGACCACGGGAUGGCGGUGACGUGGGACCACUACCACUGUAUGAUCGACGUGUUUGGACGGGCAGGAUGGCUCCUCGAGGCCGAGGAGCUCAUCACGAGCAUGCCCUUCUUGCCCGGGGACGUUGCAUGGACGACUCUGCUAUCGGCGUGUAAGCUCCACGGUGACAAGCACCGAGGUAACCGAGCCGCGGACGUGGUGAUCGAGCAAGAGGACUCGGACCAAGUCGGCUCGGCUUUCAUGCUCUUGAGAAACGUUGUAACGGAUCCUCAAAUUGUCUUUCAAAGUUAAUCCAAGCCAAAAUUAAUUUUACA
Messenger RNA from Selaginella moellendorffii, 2434 nucleotides. RefSeq names its product pentatricopeptide repeat-containing protein At2g35030, mitochondrial-like. Lineage: Eukaryota; Viridiplantae; Streptophyta; Lycopodiopsida; Selaginellales; Selaginellaceae. Gene Ontology annotation, molecular function: protein binding. The transcript has a single exon. The record is from RefSeq and is a predicted model, not a curated record. Bases 90 to 2411 code for a protein of 773 amino acids.